Molecule: messenger RNA, 596 nt
Organism: Astyanax mexicanus (Mexican tetra)
Lineage: Eukaryota; Metazoa; Chordata; Actinopteri; Characiformes; Acestrorhamphidae
Gene: krtcap2
Product: keratinocyte associated protein 2
Exons: 5
Coding region: 119-529 (136 amino acids)
Source: RefSeq, a predicted model, not a curated record
GUAGGUGGCAGCAACACAAGCCACAGCGGCCAGUCUGAAGGAAUCUCUCACAGAAGAAGGGGACAGUGGUGAGAGCUGCCAGGAUACCGGGAUCAAAUCUCACCUUUCGGAUUAAACUAUGGCGGUGAACACAGGGACGUCUCUGGUGUUGUCCAGCCUGUUGUCGGUGCUGGUCUUCGCAGGGAUGCAGAUGUUCAGCAGGCAGCUGGGUUCCUCAGAGUGGCUGACCAUCCUGGGAGGCUUCCUGGGUUCAGUGCUGUUCGUCUGCUCCCUCACUGCCUUUAAUAAUCUGGAGAAUCUUGUCUUUGGGAAAGGCUUCCAGGCAAAAAUCUUCCCAGAGAUUCUGUUGUGCCUGUGUUUGUCCCUCUUCGCCUCUGGUUUGGUGCAUCGUGUGUGUGUCACCACUUGUUUAAUAUUCUCACUUUUCGCUCUCUACUACAUCAACAAAGUCUCUGCGGCUCUUUACCAGGCGGCCGCUCCUGUAGCAACCCCUGCCAAAACCACCAGCAAGGGCAAGAGGAAGAACUGAAGCACUUAAACUGCCUGUUAUCGUCCAAUCAGCUCCCACACAGCAGCAGCCUUUUUUUUUUUUUUUU